AUGAAUAAGUUUCAUGUUAAGGAUGUGGAUAUAGUGUUAGCAAAUGAUGUGGCUUUUAGGAGCAAAAACUGUCCGAUAUUGAUGAAUCCUGAAAUUGCUGUUGUUACUCGUUCUAGAGCUAAUGUUGGUAAUGCUGCAGAGUCAACAACAGAUGUAGAUUUGAUGUCACUUUCAACAAAUGUGUCGGACCCCAAGAGUAUCAUUACGGAGGAUCAUGUUAAGAAAGCUCUCAUAGCAAACAAGGGAAUCCAGGCUGUCUUAAAAUCCUGGAAGGUCGCUGAUUUCACUAAACGAGGGGAUAACUAUGCCUGUGAAGUAACAAGUGUAGAAGUCAAAUAUUCUUUGAAUGAUAAGGAAGAGUGUGAGGUCACUUAUGUAGUAAAACUAAAUCCUCAUAGGAAUUUUGGAGAUUUCCAAGAGGUAGCACCAUUUUUCUUUGAAAAGGAGGGCAAAUUUUAUGAAGAACUUGUGCCAGCGUUGAAUGAAGCACUGAUGUCUGCAGGCCAAAAGCCUCUUCCCUUUGCUAAGUGUUUCCUUGUUUCCUUAGAAGAGGGAAAAGAACAACUUUAUUUUGAAGAUCUAAGAGCAAGAGGUUUCAAAAUGUUUGACAGGAGGAAAGGAAUGGAUAAAUAUCAUGUUGCUCUCGUCAUUUCCGAGCUUGCCAGACUGCACGGUGCAUCUUAUCUCCUGACAAAGAAGGUUCUGAAAGGAGAGUCUGCCGGAGGAAGAUAUGAAUUUAUUACAAAAGAUCUUUUGGAUUUUACCCCAAAUACCAAAGAAUUAUUUCUGUCAUGGAUAGAGAGGGGUGUUGAUACCGGGGAAUACAAAGUACAAGAUUCAACAGCAUAUGCCAUGGGGGACUGCUGGAACAACAAUCUUCUAUUUAGAUAUAAUGCUGAAGGUCGUCCAAUGGAAGUUAUGUUGUUAGACCUUCAAUUGUGUCGUGAAGCUUCUGCUGCAAGUGAUCUGAAUUACUUGCUGUGUACAAGUGUCAACGGAGACGUGAGGAAACCAAAUCUCCGUCAUUUCCUGUCUCUGUAUCAUUCAACCUACAAGGAAGUCCUAGAAGGGGGCGAUAUGCCCAUGCAUUUUACUAUUGAAGAACUCGUGGAGGAAUACAGAGACAAGAAUAAAUUUGGAUUGCUCUUUGCCUUGGUUAUCAUACCAAUGAUGUUGACAGAACCGGAGGAAGUUCCAGAAAUGUCAGACACAGACAUUGAAACUCUUAUGAACGACUUUAGAGCAAUAGCUUUAGACAAGCUCAAAACAAACCCUUGUUUAAACCUCGCUUCCUGUCAAUUUUUGACGAGUUUAUGGAAACAGGCCUCAUCGCAUGAUUUUUACUAUAGACCAGAUUCAAUUCCGUCAAUGAAUGACCCUCGGAAGAUAUGGCGUGCCAAAUCUGUUUAA
This is a messenger RNA of Macrobrachium nipponense, 1410 nucleotides long. RefSeq lists its product as uncharacterized. The record is from RefSeq and is a predicted model, not a curated record. The transcript has 4 exons. Lineage: Eukaryota; Metazoa; Arthropoda; Malacostraca; Decapoda; Palaemonidae. The coding region runs from base 1 to 1410 and encodes 469 amino acids.